ACCCCUCCAGGCGGGUCCACCAUCCCCGGCACCAACUGGGGACCGGUGCCCUCCGGCUCCGGCCGCAUUCCUGCCGAGCCGCCUCCGCCACGGGCGGGAAUGCGGCCGGACAAAGGGUGCUGUGUGCCCGUGUGUCCCCGUCCCGUCCCCCCCCCCCAGCACCACCCGCUUCCCCCUCCUCGCCCAUCGCCAAACUAAAUGUCCCCUUUCAGCCUGGGGCACCCGGCACCCCCUGGCCCCCACCCCCCCGGCUGCCCGGCUCCCAUUGGCCCGAGGCCGGGGCACCGCUGGCAUCAUUCGGCGCCGCUUGCUCUUAAACCUCGGCCCCCGUCCCGCCGGCACCCUUCGGCACGGCCCUCCAUGCGGCUCGGAGCCGGACGGUGACAGGUAGCCACCAUGUCGCAGGGUGCCGGGGGCAGCGGCGGCGGCGGCCGCCUCCUCCUCCUCCUCGCCGGGCUCCUCUCGGCGCUGGGGCCGUCCCCGACGUCCUCCAUCCACGUGUACACGCAGCGGGAGGUGUACGGCACCGUCGGCUCCCACGUCACCCUCUCCUGCAGCUUCUGGUCCAGCGAGUGGAUCUCCGAGGACAUCUCCAUCACCUGGCACUUCCAAGCCGAGGGCUCCCGUGACAGCACCUCCAUAUUCCACUACGCCAAGGGCCAGCCCUACAUCGAUGACGUGGGCAGCUUCAAGGAGAGGAUGGAGUGGGUGGGCAACCCCCACCGCAAGGACGGCUCCAUCGUCAUCCACAACCUGGACUACACCGACAACGGCACCUUCACCUGCGACGUCAAGAACCCCCCGGACAUCGUGGGCAAAUCCUCCCAGGUCACGCUCUACGUCUUGGAGAAAGUGCCCACCCGCUACGGCGUCGUCCUGGGCUCCAUCAUCGGCGGGGCUCUGCUGCUGGUGGCCGUGGUGGUGGCCCUCGUCUACCUCCUCCGCUACUGCUGGCUCCGCAGGCAGGUGGCCCUGCAGCGACGGCUGAGUGCCAUGGAGAAGGGGAAGCUGCAGCGAUCGGCCAAGGACGCGUCCAAGCGCAGCCGGCAGGCGCCCGUGCUCUACGCCAUGCUGGACCACAGCCGCAGCACCAAAGCGGCGAGCGAGAAGAAAGCCAAGGGAGCCCCCGGCGAGUCCCGCAAGGAUAAGAAAUAGCGGUUAGAGGGCAGGGAAGGUACCGGGGGGGAGGGCGCCGGGGCCCCCCGACCCCCCAAAGUCGUCAUGACCAUCGAGAUGGAGCUGCGGGGGGAGGACGGCCAGGCCGCCCGCCCCCCGCCCGCCGUCCGCUCCCCCAGCAAGGGCAGCCUCAAGAGCGCCCUGAUGCACAUCAUCAAACCGAAUUCGGGGACCUGACACCCGGCCGCCGGCGGAGGAGGAGGAGGAGAAGGAGUUGGGGGGUG
Molecule: messenger RNA, 1400 nt
Organism: Chroicocephalus ridibundus (black-headed gull)
Lineage: Eukaryota; Metazoa; Chordata; Aves; Charadriiformes; Laridae
Gene: MPZ
Product: myelin protein zero
Exons: 6
Biological process (GO): myelination
Cellular component (GO): plasma membrane
Source: RefSeq, a predicted model, not a curated record